Molecule: messenger RNA, 1394 nt
Organism: Daldinia caldariorum
Lineage: Eukaryota; Fungi; Ascomycota; Sordariomycetes; Xylariales; Hypoxylaceae
Product: NAD(P)-binding protein
Exons: 5
Coding region: 474-1229 (251 amino acids)
Molecular function (GO): oxidoreductase activity
Source: RefSeq, a predicted model, not a curated record
ACCUAUCGUUAUGCAUCAACAUCUACCUGUCAACUUCUCCUUUCACGAAACUUUCUCCACCUCUUCUUCCGACUCUACGAUUUCCGCCAGUUUACCUAUCCCGGAGGACGAUUUGAUAGGAAAGACAGAUUACUAGGUACCCACCAAUCAUACGGGCAGAGUGUCAUUCCUUAGAUCCCCCUUCCAAUGGGGACGUGAUGCCAUAGGUACCGAGGUAUGCAUGUGCAACGACUCCUACGCCAAAAACCAAAUAGCAAUGGGUCGCCACGAAUUGAUUCGAGGGGCGGAGAUCAUGUAACUAGAUAGUUCCUAUUCCGAUCCACACUUCCUGAAGGCGGGGAUGGAGUAUUCGUUGAUAAAAGUGCAGGCAUCCUCAAGGUCCUGGGUUGUACCGGUGAACUCGACUGAUUGAACCUCUUUUAUUUUCCUAGAAGAACUCUUUCAGUCUAUCCCCUCGAUUACUCUCGUUACUAAUGGCAGACCCAAAGCCCCUCGCGGGGAAGAUUAUACUCGUGACGGGAGCAGCCCAAGGAAUCGGAGCAACUAUAUCUAACUACAUCGCGGCGCGUGGUGCAUCCUUGUCUCUAGGGGAUGUGCAGAAGGAUAAACUUGAUGCUGAAGCACAGCGCUUGUCUCAAGCUUACCCUGAUAUUCAGGUGGCGACGUGGUCUUUGGACGUUACAGAUCCGAAAGCUGUUGAGGGGUGGGUAAUCGGCUCGAAAGCCAAAUUUGGGAAGAUUGACGGAUGUGUCAAUAAUGCCGGAAUCCUUGGAGAUGGAAGCCGGAUAACAGAGAUGAGUUUCGAAAAUUGGUCCAAUGUCAUGAACGUCAACUUGACUGGGACGUUCAACUGUCUGAAGUUCCAACUACGCGCAAUUGAAGAUGGCGGUAGCGUUGUUAACAUGUCCAGCUGUGCUGGCAUACAUUCGGUACCUGUUCUGGCGGCUUACACAGCAUCUAAGCACGGCGUUGUCGGCCUGACUAAAGUAGCCGCUGCCGAACAUGCACAUCGCGGUGUCCGGGUGAAUGCUGUGUGUCCGGGCAUUGUGGCAGGAGGGUUGCAGAAGAACUUGUUUAGGGAAGUGCCUAAUCUUACAAUGAAUGACCUCUCGGCUCUGUUCCAAGAGUUGGUGCCUAUGAAUCAAGUUGCUGCAAUGGUUGGGUAUCUCUUGGGCGACGAGAGCAAAUUCAUCACCCGAGCGGUGCUUCCUGUCGACGGGGGGUUUUAGUUGAUAAAUCUAAUAGGUAUACCUAGGUACCCAAAGAGCAUCUAGCUCUCUGAGGAAGUGCUUUUGCCUUUAGUUGUUGGUUGAAAGCUCAAUUGGUGUGAGGCGCAGCAGCGUCUGCCUAGGUUAAGCACCUGGUAUUAUGGCUAUGUGAAUUAAGAGGUUAGA